ACCUCUGUAUGACAUCAACUUAUGCCUGCUUCUACAGGGACAGGAAAUGCAUACAUUUAGUCUAGUCAAACCUAAAUGUUUGUACAGAAUUUAGGAUGUAUCUCAGCUUUAAUUAAUGAGAUAAAGAUCUUGACCCCACAGAAGGAUUUUAAUAAGAAUCUUUUGAUGGAACAAUAAGAUAUGUUGCAGAAACAAGAGAAAACUGCAAGGCAUUGCAAAUGAUGCGGGAAAUCGUUUAAUUUGCAUAAUUUUGUGAAUUUUAGGAGAAACUGAUUCCUUGACCUGCCUGGAUCUCUCUAUGAACCAUAUUAUUCGGUCUGCUGUUAUGGCUGUACUAAAGGAAGCCUUUACCUUGGUUUCCUUUUUGGGACUGAUUCAUUGCAGUAAGACUGCAAAUGUCAGUGAAGUGUCCUGCACCACAGAUUAUAUCUCUCAGCUUAACUGCUCAAACACAGGAUUGGCACCAGCAACUUCCUGCCUUGUUGAGGUUGAGUGCAGCAAUGGGGAGGAUCAGAGCAAUGGUAGUUGUGAAAUUAGACACCCAGAGCACUGGUGCACUAUCAAACCAUAUGACUUUGAUAUCAUGACUGACAUUGACACUAACUGCACUACCAGAGUGAAGCAAAUGCAUGAAACAGAAACAAAGGAAACCUGUUGGCCCCUGCUGAGCUUCAUUAAACCUGUGCCUCCCUUCAAUAUAACUCUGGAAGAAACUGGUGUGGAUUUCAUUCUUACAUGGAGCACGGCUUACUCAGACGAGGACAACUUUCUGAACCGGUUUUUAAUAUAUCGGGUGAGGCUAAGACCUCUUAGUAUGAAGGAACCCAUAUAUUAUGAGGUGAAAGAGGACCGUUUAUCCCAAUUGAUCCAAAAAGAGAAUUUAGUGAAAGGUGAAACCUAUAUAAUAGAUGUUCAAACCAGAGUGAAUCCCGAGGCAUUCCAGGCUAUAUGGAGUGAAUGGAGUCCCACCACUAAACUGGUGACAGAGGGAGGUUUUUUGGAUAAGACUCAAGGAUGGUACUGCCUUUUACUACUGAUGAUGAUCCCUGUUGUGUUCCUGAUUUGUACAAAAAUGUGGGCAAAUAAACUUCAAUUCAGUAGCAUCCCAAAUCCUAGGGAUUUCUUCAAACCCCUUUAUCAUACAUAUGAAGGGGACUUUAAGAGAUGGGUCGGUCCAGUCAUGAUCUUCAGCAGCGUUGACCUCCAGGAGAAGAGCACAUCCCUAAAGGUGAUGUGUGAGAAGAAUAGGAUACCUCCCAAACUACAUGGCAGGAAGACAGAGGACCUCUGUAACAGUGUGAAUAUCCAAGGCUCCGGGUCAUUCUUUCUGCAGGAUCUUAGCUUCCAUAAUUCCCUCGGUAUAUUAGGGAACACCAUCCAUGGCACUAACAGCUGUCCACAACACAUCUCCAUUGAUACAGUGACUGUCCCUGAGGAAGAGGUUGCUAAACAAAUGCUACCAGAGGCUAGUGGAAUAUUAGUCACCAUGCAAGGGGGAAAUAGCAACGAGCACUGGCUAAACCCCGUGGAAAACAUUGACAUGGAACAGAUCUCACUGGAUUCGUUUGGCGGCUCCCUUGGGUACUCUGAGGAUGGAUACCCACAUAUGGGACUUGACCUUGACACAGCUGAUAGUGGCUUCCUUGAUUCCAACUGCAGUAGCCCUGUAUUUGAUCAGGGUGAACAGAUAAAGACAGAUCCACUUAGUAUAAGAGAGGUCCCCCAUUCAAACUAUGUAAAACAGUGGAUAGUGCAAAGUGGCCAGUAAGCCUCCUUUCAAACAGUGAAACAGUAAGCUCUGACACAGUCAGAUUUACUCUCGAUCUAGAGCUCUUGUGAAAAAUAAGUGCUUUUAAGUGGUGCUUGUAUGUCCAUAAGUCCAUUAAAUGCCACUUUAGUGUGCAUUUAAUGUAAGUAUGUAAUGCAAAAGUGUCUUGUAUUAUUUAAGCAUAAUUUAAAUAUACUGUUGAUAAACUUCACUAUUUGAAUUGAACUAUAUAGCAACUAUAGAUCAUUUAAGUGUGAUUUCAUGAUGUUUAAAUAUCACAUACACAACAUGUCAAUUCACUUCUAUAUGGAAUUCUGAGCAGAGGGAGUAGUACUUAACCCAGACUCUUUUAAAUUAACGUUUAUAUUAGUUCAAAGGCAGUAUGCACUCCAUGUUUUUCAAAGUACUGCGUUUACAAGAUAUAUCUACAACAAUAUCUUAUUUUUUAGUGCAUUCUGGGAUUGCCAUUAGAUCUGGUCUAUUCCUAGAAAACAAUCUAUUUUUACACAACAAUAAAAUAUAUUUCUGUUUGUAAACAAAUAAAUUGAUAAAUAUGUAUAUUAAGUGAGGGUUCGGGCAUUUACUGUUUAUGUUAAUGGCAUUCUUAGUUUCCUUAAAUAUGUGACCAGGAAGCAUGUUUGACAAGGUAUCUGGUCACAGUGGAAGAGGUAAGCUGUGAAUAAAUUACAUGUAGGAGCUUAGACACAAGAGGCAAAUCACACUCUGCCAUUUUAUGAGUUUUAGUUCUGAAUUCCGAGUAAAACAAACAAAAAUGACUUAUGGUUUGGAAGGAUAUCUGGGUCAUUACGUGCCAUAUCACCUAAAACCAGGAACAUUUCCCACAUGACAGCCGUUUUUUUUACAAAUUUAUAUCAUGUAUACCCUAACUCUAAAUAUGGGCACAGGCAACACCUGACACAUAAUUAUUGCUGUUCUUAGGUUUUCUUUCUGUUCUUUUUAGUGCUGUCAGUUUAACACGUUAUUAACGGCGUUAACGCAAACCCAUUU
Molecule: messenger RNA, 2776 nt
Organism: Clupea harengus (Atlantic herring)
Lineage: Eukaryota; Metazoa; Chordata; Actinopteri; Clupeiformes; Clupeidae
Gene: il21r.1
Product: interleukin 21 receptor, tandem duplicate 1
Biological process (GO): cytokine-mediated signaling pathway
Cellular component (GO): external side of plasma membrane
Molecular function (GO): cytokine receptor activity; protein binding
Source: RefSeq, a predicted model, not a curated record